UAAAUAUCGAUGGUGUUUUCCCGGAAGUGCUUCUCUUACCCCGGAAGUGCUUUCGGGAGGAGCGUGCCGUCUGGAGUAGAUGUUGGCUAAGUGAGCGGUACUCAAGAUGAGCGGGGAGUCCGGCGGGAACGAGGAGUUCCUGGAGCAGCUCCGGCUGCAGCAGCUGUACGGCCAGAGCCGCGAGGCCGGGAACGGAGACGACCCGUACACGUUCGUGGACCCCGAGGACGGGACCGUGUACGACUGGGAUCAGGAGAAGAAGGCGUGGUUUCCCAAGAAGGAAUCUGUGGCCCUGGCAGAGAGGCUGAUAGACGACUCCGAGAUCCGGGGGUACAGGCUGCACGUGGAGGCCGCCCGCUUCGAGCUGAAGGGGGAGUACGACGCCAGCAAGAAGAGGAAGAAGGCGAAAGACUACCGCAAGAAACUGCAGCGACAGCAGAAGUACGCCCCCCAUCGGCAGCGUGCUGCAGUACCAGCUGUGCAUGCACACGCAUAUACAGUGGAUAUAGAACCUAUAACCGAGGACUUCCUGGCGGCGUAUCAUGCCAACUACGGCUUUAACGAAGAAGGGACAGGCAAACCGUCGGUCUCGGAGGCGCCCGCAGCAGACCCUGUGGCCCAGAAGAGUGCUCCCCAGAAACCACAGGCGGAGGGCGCCGAGGUCACCCAGCCCAAGGAGGGCAAGCAGAAGGAGAAGCGCAAGGCAGACCCAGGUGAAGAGACGGGCUCGCUGAUUUCACGUGUGUGCCGCCCCGGAGACGGAGCAAGACUGCUGACCUUUCUUUUGUGGCCUCUGUCUGAACACACACAGGAGGACCCCCUGGUGCUGAAUGAGAUCCGCGAGGACCUGAGGACAGAGUGCGAGAAGUUCGGUCAGGUCAAGAAAGUCAUCAUUUUCGACAGACACCCGGACGGAGUGGCAUCCGUGGCGUUUAAGGAGCCGGAAGAGGCAGACGUGUGCCAGCUGGCUCUGGACGGGCGCUGGUUUGGCGGGAGGAAGCUGUCCGUACAGCACUGGGAUGGCACCACCGACUACCAGGUGGAGGAGACGAACAGGGAGCGCGAGGAGAGGCUGAAGGGCUGGGCUUCCUUCCUGGGGGAAAAGGACUCGGGCAAGGCGGGGGGAGAGGCCCUCAAAGACAGUGCCGGUCAAGCCGAGAAGGGGGCUCCUCAGGACCCCAAAAGCAGCACGGAGGAGCCCCCCAGCAAGCUGGAAGGGCCAGGCACAGAGCACCCCGAGCCUGGAGGAGCCAAGGAGGAGGCCGAAGGCAGUGGGGCCGGAGUGUCGGAGGAGGCUGUUGCAGAUUCCACAGACAGCAGCCUAGCUGGGAGUGAGGAGGAGGAGGAGAGCGAGGAGGCCUAGGCGUCUCACGCCGUGUCUCGGAGAUCUCUGACUCACUGGAGUCCACCUCUGCUGUGUACAUGACUAGUUAAUAAUCAUUUUAAUGGUGACCCUCCCCAGAAUUAAGAGAUUCCACUAGCUUUACAAUCUUCCAGCGCCUCCCUGUGUGGCAUAAAGUUGCUUUGUUUUCCUUUGUUAGAAAUGCUUGUCAUAGGAAAACUUUAAUGGCUGGUUUUGUGAUGAUGGAAAUAAACUGUGUGAUUUUUGUAUUUUUUACUGUUAUUAAAUCAGCUUCGCCACCAGGAAUUGGUGUCUUGUUAAGACUUCCUCCUGUUCUGCGUGAGUUACAGUGAGCCGGCUUCAGCUCCUGUGAGCCGGAGCCCUGCAUGUUUUAGGAACUUCUUUAUGGAAUUGUUGGGAGACCUGGCAGUGGCCAGCGGAUCCUUCUGAGAAUUUGUAAUAAACGGCUUGGCUUGGCUGAAACAGAAA
This is a messenger RNA of Lepisosteus oculatus (spotted gar), 1831 nucleotides long. Lineage: Eukaryota; Metazoa; Chordata; Actinopteri; Semionotiformes; Lepisosteidae. The record is from RefSeq and is a predicted model, not a curated record.